Somion occarium is the source of this 321-nucleotide messenger RNA. The record is from the annotation of a GenBank genome assembly. Lineage: Eukaryota; Fungi; Basidiomycota; Agaricomycetes; Polyporales; Cerrenaceae.
AUGAGCUCUUCGCAACAGCCUCUCAUCCCGCCCUCGAAACCAUCUUCACCUCCGCCGGCGUACUCAGAGUUCGCUGAACCCAUCUCACCACCACCUGGCAGUACUCACCAACCUUACGGCCCCACUCCCGCACCACUUCUUCAGCGACAAACACAUGUGCUGCCUUACUACGAUCCUCGUUCAGAUCACUCUUUAGUGGAAGCUGUUUCCAGAGCACGCUGGCGGUUUGUCGGGGCUGUUGCUUGGGCCGUCGUAAUCAUGGCUCUAGCAGGGAUGGCGAUGGGUUUGGAGGCGAGGUACCACGUAAUAAUUGGUCCAUGA